AUGAUAUCUUGGAUGCAGGGUGCAGUUAGCCAGCAGUCACCGCUGCCACCUCCACAGGUCCUCUCAGUGACUGGGAUUGAGGGCAGUCAUCCUGCCCUGGAGUUAUUGGAGCAGGGGGCGGUGUUUCCUUCCAGGGAUGCUGCAGCCACAGCCAGUAGAAUCAGUGCUCACUUCAGUCUAUUUAAGUCUUUAAAAUCAGACAUUGAUGAAUGCAAGAUUUCCCCUCACCUUUGUGGAAGUGGUACUUGUGUCAAUACUCCAGGCAGUUUUGAGUGUGAGUGUUCUGAAGGCCAUGAAAACGGGUUCAUGAAGAUGCAGAAUUGUAUUGACAUUAAUGAAUAUGAACGUAAUUCUCUACUUUGUAGAGGUAGAAACUGUGUGAACACAGAAGGCAGCUUUGAAUGUGACUGCUCACUUGGGCAUGAACAAUCAUCACCACAUGAGGAUUAUGCGGGUGUAAAUGAAGGUUCUCUGAGUGAUAAUCUGUGUACAAAUGGAAGAUUUAUGAAUAUGAUUGGAUCAUACCAGUGUGCUUGUAAUCCUGGAUAUCAAACAACUCCAGACAGGCAAGGCUGUGUGGAUAUUGAUCAGUGUAGGAUAAUGAAUGGAGGCUGUGACACCCAGUGUACUAACUCAGAAGGCAGCUUUGAAUGUAUUUGCAGUGAAGUGUAUGCCCUGAUGCCAGAUAUGAGAACCUGUGCAGAUAUUGAAGAAUGUGAAAAAAAUCUUGGUAUCUGUGAUGGUGGCCAAUGUACUAACAUUCCUGGUGGCAGUCCCUGUUAUGGUAGUUUUGUGACUUCGAUGGAUAUGAAAACAUGUAUUGAUGUGAAUGAAUGUCACUUAGAUUCUAACAUCUGUACAUUUGGAGAGUGUGAGAACAGAAAAGAACCCUCCAUUUGUCAUUGUCAAUUGGGCUAUUCAGGAAAGAAGGGAAGCACUGGAUAUAUGGGUAUGUAUGAGUGUGAGGUUGGUGUUCACAACUGCAAUAUGCAUGCUUCAUACUUAAAUAUCCAAGGAAGUUUAAAAUCUAGCUGCAAAGAAAGUUGGGGUGGAAAUGGUAUCAGAUGUGUUGAUCUGGCUGAAUGUUCUAAUGGAAACCACCAAUGUAGUAUAAAUGCCCACAGUAUGAACACAUCAGGUUCAUACCACUGUGCUUCUUUUGAAGGAUUCACUGGGGAUGGCUUUGCUUGCUUAGAUGUUGAUGAGUCUGCAGAAAACAUUGAUUUUUGUGAGAAUGGACAGUGCUUGAAUAUUCCUGUUACAUUUUGUUGUGAAUGUGAGACUCCAGGUUCAGAUAGCAAAUUCUGCCAAGAUGUUAAUGAGUAUGCUGCUCCCAUAAAUUGUAUUAAUGGUCUCUGUGUCAGUAGCCCUUGUCAAUAUGAAUGUAAUUGUCCACCAGACUUCCAGCUAAACCCAACUGAUGUAGGUUGUGUGGAUAAUCGAGUUUGUAACUGCUACCUGAAAUUUGGUCCCCAUGGGGAAGGGGUUCUGUCAUGCAACACUGAGAUUGGUAUUGGAGUUAGUCAUUCCUCAUGCAGUUGUUCCCUGGGAAAGGCCUGGGUAAAUCCCUGUGAGAGUUGUCCACCUGUGAACAGCACUGAACAUUAUACUCUGUGUCCAGGAGGGGAGGACUUCGGCCCUAAUCCUGUCACUAUCAUCCUUGAAGAUAUUGAAGAAUGCCAAGAAUUACCAGGUCUUUGCCAGGGUGGAAACUAUAUUGACACUUUUGGAAGCUUGCAGUGUGAAUGUCCACAUGGCUACUACCUCAGUGAAGAAACUCAUAUCUGUGAAGAUUUUGAUGAAUGUUUUCCACAUCCUUGUGUCUGUGGGCCUGGAAACUGCUGUAAUACCUUGGGAAAUUACACCAGCAUUUGUCCUCAUGAAUCUAUGCAAAUAAGCGGUGGAUAUAACUAUAUGGACAUGAGAAAAAGCUUUUGCUACCAGAACAAAACCACCUGUGAAAAUGAGUUGCCCUUUAAUGUAACCAAGAGGAUAUGUUGCUGCACAUAUAAUAUUGGUAAAGCUUGGAAUAAAUCUUGUGAACUAUGCCCAGAUUCAGGAGCAGUUGAAUUUAAAGCCAUAUGUGGGAAUAUUCCUGGAUUUGCCUUUGACAUUCAUACAGGCAAAGUAGACACUGAUGAAUGCAAGGCAAGUCCAAGUAUUUGUGCAAAUAGUGUUUGUAUUAACCAGAUUGGCAGUUUUCACUGUGAAGGUCCAACAGGAUUCAGUUACAAUGAUCUUCUCUUGGUCUGUGAAGAUCACAAUGAAUGUUUUGAAAUUCCUAAUGUUGGUAGUCAUGGCUUAUGUGUGGAUUUUCAAGGAAGUUAUCAAAGUGUCUGUCACUGUGGCUUUAAAGCAUCACAAGACCAGACCAUGUACAUGGAUGUUAAUGAAUGUGAGCAUCAUCUGUGUGGAAAUGGAACAUGCAAAAAUACAGUUGAAUCCUAUAACUGUCUCUGCUACCCAGGGUUUGAACUUACUCAUAAUAAUUAUUGUCUGGAUAUAGAUGAGCGCAGUUCCUUUUUUGGGCAGGUGUGUAGAAAUGGGCAAUGCUUUAAUGAAAUUGGUUCUUUCACGUGUUCAUGUAAUGAACUUACUCCUGAUGGCAAAAAUUACAUUGAUACUAAUGAAUGUAUUACCCUUCUGGGCCCUUGUUCUCCUGGUACCUGUCUGAACCUGGAAGGAUCAUUUCGAUGCAUCUGCCCUCCAGGUUAUGAAGUAAAAAGUGAAAAUUGCAUUGGUAUAAAUGAAUAUAGUGAAGAUCCCAACAUCUCCCUUUUUGGCUCUUGCAUAAAUACUCUAGGAGGUCUCCAGUGUGUCUGCCCCACAGGUUUUGUAUUAUCUGACAAUGGAUGGAGAUGCUUUGAUACCCACCAGAGCUUCUCUUUCAAAAAUUUUGAGAAGGGAAUGUGCACAGUAGCAAAAGGUUUCAAUACCACAAAGACAAAGUGUUGUUGCAGUAAAAUGUCAGGAAAGGGCUGGAGUGCCCCUUGUGAACUGUGUCCCAAAGAUGAGGAAGUUGCUUUCCAGGAUUUAUGUCCAUUUGGCCACAGAAUUGUCCCUCAUCUUCUUGAUACACAGGAAGAUGUCAAUGAAUGUCUUGAAAGCCCAGGUAUUUGUUUAAAUGAUCAGUGUAUCAACACAGAUGGAUCAUUUUGCUGUGAAUGUCCUGUAGGUUACAACCUAGAUUAUGCUGCAGUACACUGUGUGGAUACAAAUGAAUGGUUAGUUGGGAAUCUGUGUGGAAAUGGAACUUACAUUAAUGUUAUUGGGAGUUUUGAAUGCAACUGCAAUGAUGGAUUUGAGUCAGGUAUCAUGAUGAAUUGUGAAGACAUCAAGGAAUGUGCCCAGAAUCCACUGUUAUGUGCUUUUCGCUGCAUAAAUACCUUUGGUUACUAUGAAUGCACUUGUCCUGCUGGAUGUACCCUAAGGGAAGAUCAAAAGAUAUAUAAAGAUCUAGAUGAAUGUGCUGAAGGUUUACUUGACUGCGAAUCCAGAGGCAUGAUGUAUAAGAAUAUGAUUGGUACUUUUAUGUGUAUCUGCCCCACUGGAAUACCCCAAAGACCUGAUGGGGAAGAUUGUAUAGAUGAAAAUGAAUGCUGGAAAAAGCCAGAAAUCUGUAAAAAUGGUCAUUGUAUUAACAUUGUUGGGAGCUACGGGUGUGAAUAUAAUGAAGGAUCCCAGUCAAGCACAUCAGGCAUUGAUUUCCUUGACAACAGAAAAGGAUUCUGCUUGGCUGAGGUUCUACAAUCAAUGUGUCAUAUGGCCUCCAAAAGCCAGAACCUUGUCACAAAGUUAGAAUGUUGCUGUGAAGAAGAAUGGGGCUGGAGUAACCAAUGUGACCUUUGCCCACUUCCUGUAACUACCCAGUACAAAAAGAUUUAUCCUCAUGGCCCAGGAAAUGCCACAAAUGGAAGAGAUGUGGAUGAAGGUGAUGGAAACUACAAGUGCCAACAUGGCUGCCAAAACAUCCUCGGAGAUUACAGGUGUUCUUGUCCACAAGGGUAUAUUCAACAUUAUCAGUGGAAUCAGUGUGAUGAUGAGAAUGAGUGCACCAAUCCAAAUGCUUGUGGUUCUGCCUCCUUCUGCAAUACCCUUGGAAGUGACAAGUGUACUUGUCCAUCUGGAUUCUCGUUUGACCAAUUUUCCAGUGAAUGCCAUCAUGUGAAUGAAUGUUCAUCAACAAACAACUCAUGCAAUUUUGUUUGUUCCAACAUGGAAGGUGGUUAUCUCUGUAGCUGCCCACCUGGGUACUACAGAGAUGGAGAAGGUCACUGGGUCUCAGGAAUGGGAUUUAACAAAGGCCAAUAUCUACCAAUGGAUACAGAGGUAGAUGAAGGAAAUACUUUGUCUCCUGAAGCAUGCAAAAUAAAUGACUACCCUAAGAAAGAAAUCAGACAAAAAGGAAAUAUUAAUGAAAUUGAACCCACUGUGGUUGAAAAGAUGGACUUAGAAAGUAUAGAUAUGGACACCCCAAUCAAAAUGAAAUUCAACCUUCCCAGCCUUGGCAGUAAGUUACAUAUUCUGGAAUUCAUGCCUGCCAUUGAGUCUCUCAACAACCACAUUCAAUACAUCAUCUCCCAGGGGAAUGACAACGAUAUCUCCCGAAUCUACCAACAGGAUGGGCUAAACUACUUGCACAUGGCCAAGAAAAAAUCUGUGCCUGAAACAUACACAUUGGAAAUCAUUAAUAUUCCUCUGUAUAAGAAGAAAGAAGUUAAGAAACUGGAAGACAGUAAUGGGAACAACUACCUUCUAGGAGAGCAUGGUGAAGCUCUCAAAAUGAGGCUGCAUAUUCAACUCUACUAACCCCUUUAUCCCUUUAUAGACUUGGUUCAGUGCUCAAAUCACUGAGUAAUCUUAGUUCACCUAUUUAAUCCACUUGAGCAUAUCUAGUCUUCACAAGCUAUAAGGAGUCAGUGACAUUUUUUUAAGAGGAAAAAAAAAACCUUUAUUACUUGGUCCCUCCCUUCCCACUUGCCCCUGUCCCCAGAUGUACUUUAAACUCUGCUGAGGCCAAAGAUUUGGGUACAAAGGAACUGUGGUUACUGUAUUUUUUAUAUAACUUCACUUUAAAAGACAUUUAAAAAAACAAGUUAAAUGUUUAAGAGAUCAGCAUAUGGCAUUAGAUGCACAAAAAUGUGAGCUUUUUUUCUGUUAGCAGUCUGUAACAAGUUAGGUAUUUUGCUAUAGUUCCUAAUUUUUAAAAUAUAGAUAUUUAUUUAUUUUAAUGCAGUAAUAUAUGGAGAAAUGAGCAGACUAAACAAGAAGGGAAACUCAUUUGUUUUUCUUUAGAUUUAUAAAUUUGAACUUAUUCAUUUUAGAGGUGAUUUUUAAAAAAAUUUCCAGUAGAUUCAAGAGAUGUUUCCUUGUUUCCCCCCAGUCAUCCAGCCUCUCUUAAAGAGAGCCUUGCAGAGCUGAAUGAAAAUUAUAGUAAUUUUUUUUUUAAUGAGAAUUACAUAAGACUCUGUAAAGGAAGAUCUAAGUCAGAACAGCUCACUGUGUUUGUGUUUUAUAUCACCAGAUACAUCAAUAGAAGAUGAAGCACAACCCCUGUAGCAAAAUACCUUGACUACUUUUAAUACCAUUAGCAUUGCAGACCAAAUUGUACUGUUUCCACUGAUAACCUCAAGGAACUACAUAUGCUACCCAUAACACCUUAUUCUUAAAAAGGGUGCUCUACAUAUUUGUGUUAUUGUAGGCAGCUGAAAUGUCGUUCCUUUGAAAGGAACUCCUGAAGUUUCCCAGGGUUUGGUGCUGGCUUAGAUUAAUGGUGCAUUUACUGUGAUCAAGCUAUUUCAGGAUUGCCAUAUGUGCAAACUAAUCAUGCAGUGCAGUCAAGGAAAUGUGUUUUUUGAAAUUUUUUUUAGAACUUUCAUUAAUGCUGUAGUCAUAUACCGUACGCUUCAUUUUGUCAUAGUCUAUUGUGUAUGAAAGGUGUUCGUACCAUUAAUUGAUGUUUAGUUUGCUUUAGUCUUUAAAAAAAGCUAUGUUAUUAUGUACUAAAUAAGGCUUAUAUCCCAACAGUGCUUUUUUGACUGCUAUUAGGACACAAAACCAAACCUCAUAUGUAAAACAGCCAAAGGUUUGUUUCUAUCUUGUACCUGUGCUGACCAAAGAUUAGUAACCAGUUAUAUCCAGUGUUUUAUUUAUUUUGUUUUGUGGGAAAAGAAACAUUAUAAAUUUGUAAUCAAGUGUUU
This is a messenger RNA of Dromiciops gliroides (monito del monte), 6200 nucleotides long. Its product is annotated as fibrillin-2-like. Lineage: Eukaryota; Metazoa; Chordata; Mammalia; Microbiotheria; Microbiotheriidae. Gene Ontology annotation, molecular function: calcium ion binding. The record is from RefSeq and is a predicted model, not a curated record. Bases 1 to 4809 code for a protein of 1602 amino acids. The transcript has 35 exons.